CUCCCGGCGCGGGGCGGCAGCAGCAGCAUGGGCCGGCGGGGCCGCGCCGCGCCCGCGCCUCCGCGCCCCGCCGCCGCCGCCCCGCACCGCUGAGCGCCGGCUCCCCCCGCCGUCAUGGGCUCCCACCUGCCGCCGCAGCAGCAGCAGCAGCGCCCGGAGCCCCAGCUGGUGCUGCAGCUGGCGGCCGGAGCUCUGCAAGCGCAGAACUUGGAGCUGUCGGGCGGCGGCCUGGGGCCCGAGUGGCAGGUGCUGCUCGGGCGGGCCGACGCGCUGGCCUACGGCGGGCGGCUGCACGAAGCCCUGCCGCUCUACCAGCUGGCGUCCCGCCACCAGCAGCUGCGGGCCGAGCAGCUGGAGAAGCUGGUGGAGUGCCUGGCGCAGAGCGUCCGGAUCAAAGAGGGGCUGCCCGCCGCCGGGAACGGCUCCCCGCAGCCCCGCGAAUGGGACGUCUUCAGGUGCCGCAAAUGCCAGGGCUUCCUCUUCGAGCCCGUUUCCUUGCCUUGCGGACACACGUUCUGCAAAAAGUGCCUGGAGAGGGACCGGGCGGCCGAGUCCCGCUGCGUGCUGUGCAAGGAGGAGGGCGGCGCGGCGGCCGGGCAGCUCCCGCGGGUCAAUGUCAUCCUCAGCAACCUGCUGGCCAAGUGGUUCCCCUGCCAAGUGAAGGCUUCGCAGCUCAGGCACGAAGGGAACCUCUUGUACAAGGAGAAGAAGCUACAAGCCGCCCUGCAGAAGUACAACGAAGCGGUCAGCCUAGCUCCCAAUGACCACUUACUAUACAGCAACCGGUCCCAGAUUAACUCUACUUUGAAAGCUUGUGAAGAUGCACUGCGUGAUGCAGAAACAGCGUGCAGGCUACAGCCAUACUGGUUGAAAGGUCACCUAAGGAAAGGACAAGCAUUAGCUAAUCUGGGGAAAACAGAAGAAGCUUUAAGAGAGUUUCUAUUCUGCCUUGCUCUAGAUACUGGGAACAAGACAGCCAAGUCUGAGGCGCAAAAGCUUCUACUUAGUUUGUUUUCACUCAUCCCGGGAAAUGCUCAGGAACACUUACCUGAUAUCCUGCAGCUGUUGUCACAUCACUCUAGAUUAAAGGGGAAUCUCCUAAAUUCAGUGGGAUCUGGAGGCACCAGCCAUAACCUACAAAGGUUGCUCAAGGUAAAUGUGGAACAGAAAAAGGGUUUGCCCGUUCAAGAGGAACCAAAUGUAACUACUUCUGAUACUUUGAGGAAGUCUAUACAAAUUACAGAGAGCAGAAAGGACUGCUCAGAGGAGGAGAACAAACUCAGCGCCACACCAGAGUCUGCCUUUCUCAUUUCUGAGAAGCGCAGCCUCAUGAAAAGGAAAUGCUGCUCAGAGGAGCUGCGAAAUGCUGAGGUACCCUGCAAACUGAUGAAGAAAGAUACAGUUGAUACUAAGGGAAAUAGUACUGGACAACAUAUUCCAUUUGAAUUUGUGGAUCCGUCAGAUUUGGACUGCUCCCUGUGUAUGAGGCUCUUCUAUGAACCUGUCACUACACCUUGUGGACACACCUUCUGUCUCAAAUGUCUUGAGAGAUGCCUGGAUCACAACCCAAAAUGUCCCCUGUGCAAGGAAGGGCUCUCAGAGUGCUUGGCUAUGAGGAAAUACUGUAAAACAGUACUAAUGGAGGAGUUAAUAGCUAGAUAUCUUCCAGAGGAACUCACUGAAAGAAGAAAGAUUUAUGAAGAGGAAAUAGCAGAGCUUUCCAACCUAAAUAAGAAUGUUCCCAUAUUUGUCUGCACAAUGGCUUAUCCUACAGUCCCGUGCCCUUUGCACAUCUUUGAGCCGUGUUAUCGCCUGAUGAUUCGAAGGUGCAUGGAGACUGGCACCAAACAGUUCGGGAUGUGCAUCAGUGACCCUGUAAAAGGGUUUGCAGAUUAUGGCUGCAUUCUGGAGAUAAGAAACGUUGAAUUCUUUGCUGAUGGUCGCUCUGUUGUAGACAGCAUUGGCAAGAGGAGAUUUAAGGUGAUACAGCACAGCCAGCGUGAUGGCUAUAAUACAGCGGAUAUUGAGUACAUUGAGGAUCAAAAGGUGCAAGGACAAGAGUACGCCGCAUUACUGGUUCUCCAUGAUUCUGUCUAUGAUCAGGCGUAUAUGUGGUUUAACUCCCUCAAGCAAGCACUCAAAAGUCGAAUUCUCAGCCAUUUUGGUCCUAUGCCAGCUAAGGAUCCUGACCCACAGGCUAACCCUAAUGGGCCAGCCUGGUGCUGGUGGGUCCUAGCUGUCCUUCCACUUGAGAACAGAGCUCAGCUCCCUUUCCUUGCCAUGAAAUCCCUCAAAGACCGCUUGAAUGGCAUCAGACGUGUCCUUACAUUCAUGUCUCGUACAAGAUCACGGUGAUGGUGAGAAGGAGAGCUGAGAAGUCUCCCACAGUAUUUGACUGUAGACUGUCUCUUGUAACUUCAUCUAACUGCAAUAAUGUCUUACAGAUUUGGGUGUCAGGAUGUUUCAAGCCUGAAUUUCCAAGAAAAUGAGUUAUAAAGAGCAAGGGAUGUUUAUGGAUACUUCAAUAGUUUCCAUUUGGAACUUUGAGAUGAUCAUUCAAAUCACUGCACUGCUAAAUUAAUAACAAAUGUGAUAGAACAAAAAGUGAUCUUGUUUGCCAUAAACCUUUUAAAAAGCUUAAGAGGUUUUUUAAUUUAUUUUAUUUUUAUUUUUUUAGUGGAUAAAGGAUAAACUGUGCAGUUUAAUGUGAAGCAGAAAUAAUAAUGUUAAUGCAUUAUUUCAGUGAACUGCAGAGUCUUUUAUUACAAAUGGUUCAGGGUUUAUACAGCAUUGUGUAAAAUAAUGUUCACGACUUCCGUUUGAUAAUUUAUUUUUGCACUAUGAUUUUUUGUUUCAAAAUGUAUAUUAUUUAUGUGUUCAUUCUCUAAAGGAAAGUGAGCUGCUCUAUUUAUAGUGUUUUUAUCCUGUGUUUGACUGGGGGCAAAAUGAUGAUUCUAGCAGUGCACAAGCAACUGCUUUGAUAAUUUUUUUUUAGAUAUUUGUGUUCAAAUACUUUGAAUGUUUUUCUACUUAUCUCCAGUUCUACUGUAGCCUAAGAAGAAUUCCCCUCCCCGCCCCGAAACAGCCUGCCGUGAAGUCUUUGAAUACACAGAUUAUGUCUGAGAUAAUUUAAGCACAGUUGUUGGAGCUUGAUCCUAUGCUUGCAACUAGGUUCUCGAUAUCACAGAACAGUCAAGUGUGUGCUUAACCUUAAGCAUGAGUGAUUAAGUGCUUGGGUAAAUUCAAGUCUUGAUCAGUUGAUGUCAGUGGGAAUUGGCCAUAGUGGUGACAGAAGGAUCUAUCCCCUAAUUUUACACAGAACAGAGAAUAACUUGGAGUUGAAUUUAUAUCUGAACCCUUUUUUGCAAGGAUGGAUAAUGGCUACAAACAACUGCAAAGAAUGAGCCACAAUAUUUGAAAAGUGGCUUCUCCUAAAGAAAACUGGAAGUACUGGUAUCAUUUCAUUGUAGGUUACUACAUAGAUUUUUUUUUUUACAUCAACUCUUCUUGCUGUUAAGAUCAGUUUUAUUUCUUUUAAUUGUUUGGUGGGGUUUGGCUUUGGAGUGUGUGUAUGUGGCGGGGAGGAGGGAGUUAUUUUGAACUGUAGGACUCAGAGGGCAGUUUGUGUCACAUAAGAAGGAAUAUGUUGUAAUAAAUGUUAUUUAUUUCACCCCAAUCUUCAGGUUUUCUGUUAGCUUCAAAAGCCUACCCAGCCAUUGCAUUUCUCCUAAGAGAUUGGGUAGCAUUGCUAAUAAUAGCUAACUCCGAAGGAAAACAAGUAAAUUUUAGCAUGAUUACUUCUAGCUAUAAACCAGGUAAAAAUAGGGCAGAAAUGAGAAUAGGAAGUAUCUUGGGUUUGAUUUUUUUUUUUAAAUCAACAGUUCAUAUACCUGUUUUGCUGCUUUUAUUGCUCUCAGCGUACCAGCUUCUGGGACUGAUCUUGCCUCCAUCUAACUUUGACUUUCACUGAUUUCAAUGUGAGCAGAACUAGGCCUUUUAUUCUAUUAUUUUCCUUUUCAGUGGCAAAAAAUAGAUUGAAUUGAGAAUGUUCCAGAAUGCUACAAAUUUCUUUGUUAUUUUUACCCACGAUAGCACUCUUUGGCAUCCCAUGCCUUUAUGGAAAAAUUCAGUAGAAUUUAAUAUCAAUUUUACAUGUGCUCUUCCAUCAUCAUCUCAUCAGAAAUAUUUAUUAGUUGAAAGUAACUUCUGUACUGUUAAGUUUCCAUAGAACUACCUUUGUUCCCUCUCGUGUUAAAUUCUGUAGAACUUUUCCGUAAGGGUACCAAAGAAACGAAUGGAAGACAAGCGUGUUUCAACCUUGUGAGGCAAAUGAAAUAUGUAUCCUGCGUUUGCAUUGAGCUACUCUAGAAAUGCUAUCACUUAUUUCUAUACUGCUACAUCGCCGCACUUCUUCCAUAGGUGGAACUUCACAUGCUUCUCUGUAAACAAUGUAUAGGAAUACAUACAUGUUCUGAACAAUAACAAGUGUGUGGUGGCUGACACCUGCUGUGGCAUUUGUCUUCAUAAGUCCGUAAUGAAGUGAUUUCUACUUGUUUUGAAGUGAAGCUGCGUUAAAUGCAAUUCUUCCUUAUACCAUUAUAUAUUAUUCCAUAACAUAAGGGGCCCAUAUUGCUCCCAUACAAAAAAGCUGUCACUUUGUUACUCUUACCUGUGAGAAAACGACCUUAAAUAUCUAUUUUAAACUGCUUUCUCACUGAUCAUUGUUCUUUCUUCCUGCAUGCUAUGUCUUCUCCAUACUCAUAGUCUGCCUAUUUUGUUGAUUUAGAAGUUGGCGUGGAAAAAGUCCUUGAUUUUAAAGGUGAAUGUUGUCUUUUCUAUUAGCCUUGAGUAAAGCUGCCAGAACUUCCUAAGCAGAAACUUGUGUACAUGCCCUAUAUCAUGAACUCCCAGUGCAUUUGCUGCAACCUGGAAACACAGGAACUGCUGCAUGUGAUGCAUACAGUUGAUCUGCAUAUGCACAACAAAUCGAACACCUCAAGAAGGUUCAUCUGUACACGUACAGUAGCAUUCUGUCUGGGACUGCUCUAUGGCCACACAUCCUAGGUUAAUGUCUAAAGUCUGCAAAUUCCAUCAGAAGGAAAAAAAAGUUGAGCAACAGAUUUGCUAGAGAACACAAACCUGUCUGGGAAAAGCUGGACAAGGAGCAGCCUUAGCCUUUAGUGAGUUGAGACAGUAAAGUUUUAGUAAUGAGGUUUAAAAACAAAAAAUCUUCUAGUUAUGCCACAGUAUUGCUAAUUUUUUUGAGUUGUAUUAAUCAGUACAAGGAUGUAAAUGCAACAUUUAUUAAAAGCAUGAAUAAACAGCUGAACAGAUUUAAAAAAAACUUCUCUUUAAUUAUAGAAAUGGCAUUGAUCAGAUGAAAUACUAACUGGGGGAGUAUUUUAUUUAAGCUUCUCACAUUUUUCUAGACAUCAAACCCAGUCCCAUAACCAGUCUUGCUCAGCUGUUUGAGUCAUGAUUUUUUUUUUUUAAACUCUCAUUCCCCAUGUGGCCAGAAGUAUUGAAGUGUGAGGGCUUAAGUAAUGCAUCGGCUUCUGACUAGUUCUUCAAAGAAGUCAAUGCUCAUUGAGCCUAGAUCAUUGAGUUAGGGUUACUAAAAUCAAUAGGUUUUUUUAUUUAUAAGGAAAUGGGAUCAGUCCCCCUUUAGUAAAAAAGAAAGUGGGGGGAUGCAAAAAGCAAGUCUUCUGUAAUGGGGGCAGAGAGGGAACCAAGAACAGGUCAAACUGUAAGUGCCAGUCUGCUGGGCAAUAUCACCUAAACAUCUCCCAGAGACUUCUUGAAGGUUUUACCCUUGCAUUUCUAAGAUAUGGCUUUGUUAAUGUGAAAUCUCUUUUCUGUAAAAAGUAUUUAACAAAAUACAUUAAAAUAAAUAACAAAGACUGGCUGUAUCACCUUUCCAAAUCUCUGUAUAUAUAUAUGUUAUAUGGCUUCUAAUUAAAAUAAGUCAGAAGUGUUCUGCAGGAAGUAAUACUAAUUUUUCAUUCCCUUAUCUAGGCAGACUUACAACACUCAGAAUAACUUUUCUUUGUCUUAUGCUCCUUCAUCUAGCAAUAACUUAAGGGGAUAUGUUGCCAUGAAAAUGGCUGUUUUCUUGGCUAGCGUGGCUUGGUUAAAAGUAACCCUGAGACAGGACUGGAUUAAUCAGGAAAAAUGAAACCUGACAGUGAACGCCGACACAGUUGUGACAAGUAGUUCAGUAGCUGUAAUAAUGGUGAGAUAGGCCAUUAUCAUGCUAAGUCUUAAGUGAUGUUCUGGUGUUAGUUGUAAAAGUUCCUCUUGAUUUUUCUUACUUUAAGUGCUUCCAUUACCUUGUAGCAAUAAGAGAUACCGGCUGUCAUAAUGAGUAGCUGACCUAUUGCUUGGCCUUUCCUUCUGUCCUGUGUGACUAUUUACUGACAGGACACCUGAACCACGGAUUUCUUAAUCCAAAGAUUAUUUUAAUCUAAAAAAAAUCAUGUGGAUUUGGAUGUAGCAGGUCUGGCUUAAUCUGUGCUGUAGAGAAAAAGCUUUAUAAAAUUAAGUUUUUAUUUAGAUGGUCUUUUAAUGAUUUCUACUUGGUGCUGAAGUUUUACUGGUGUUUAAUGAAAGACAGGAGUUAUAUUUAAAUGCAGUGUUCAGGAAUGGAGAACAUGUUCACAAACUCUGAUUUCAAAAAAGUGUAAAUCAACUCCUUGGUUUUUGUACAUAAAAACCCAAUGGAACUGUAUGUACUUAGGGUAGUGCUCCUCAUUCCCCCGAGUCCUACAUCAGAUGCUUAGUUCUCAUUUAACGUCAGCUUCACGACCUAACUUGUAACUGGUGCAGCACAUAGUUUAGGAUCUGGGGUCUAUUCCAAAGCUCAGUAAAUCAAAGUCUUACAGCUACAGAAAAAUGGUAGUUUCAGCAAAGUCACUAUUUUGAAACACUUUGCUAAAUAAAUAUUGUCUGGAUACAAGAAACUAAUCUGCUUAGACAGGAUUAAAAUGGUGGAUAAUAAAGAACUGAACUAUUACAUUGACUUACUCAUCCAGGUAUCAUGUGAAGUGCUUACUAAUCUUGGAGUUUCAUAAGGUCUAAAGUAACCCUCACAUAGAAGUGCCUGUAUUCUGUUAUUGCCAUUCUUGAGCUUUUUAAUAGAGUCAUAGCCAUAUAUUUUAUAAAUAAACAUAUGCACCUUUAAAUCUUCACAUUCAACUUGCAGAACAAAGGUUUACAGAGCAGAAGUGUAGCAAAAACAAUGUAAUAGCUUCUGUAAUUCCCUGGUGAGGAAUGGGAGAAGUACAAAAACGAGGAGCAAAAGACUGUCUGUGUAAGAUGUCUUAAUUUGGCACCAUAUACUUGUCCAAUUUAAUUCCAUCAAGCUAUGUGGUUACAAGAGUGCCAGAAAUAUAUCAAGCCAUUUGAAAUAAAAAGUUUUGUGGACUUGUAUAUUCCAUUUGUUUGUAAAACAUCCUUUUGUGCACUGUAAUGAACUUGAAAUGAAACUUAAGUUAUACUCUCAUAUCACUGAGCAGAGUGCUGUUCAGCUACCUCUACGUAAGGUUGAAGUAAUUUGUUUUAUCCGGAUUUGUUCACAUCGUCACAUAAAAAUAUUUUUUAAAAAAAUCAUAGUCCAAAGAACCUGUAUGUGUUUGUAGAUGUACUUAUAACUAUGUUGUACCAACAAGUCUGUGUGGAGAGUUGUUUGCUAAUUAAAAUUUUUGUGUUCUUUA
Molecule: messenger RNA, 7712 nt
Organism: Phalacrocorax carbo (great cormorant)
Lineage: Eukaryota; Metazoa; Chordata; Aves; Suliformes; Phalacrocoracidae
Source: RefSeq, a predicted model, not a curated record